Molecule: messenger RNA, 162 nt
Organism: Mirounga angustirostris (Northern elephant seal)
Lineage: Eukaryota; Metazoa; Chordata; Mammalia; Carnivora; Phocidae
Product: beta-defensin 110-like
Exons: 2
Coding region: 1-162 (53 amino acids)
Biological process (GO): innate immune response
Cellular component (GO): extracellular region
Source: RefSeq, a predicted model, not a curated record
AUGCCUCUAAGACCUGCGUUUUUCAAGGCCAGAAGUGACUUGAAGCCCAAGUAUAGAUUUCAGAGAUGUGAAAGAGUGAAAGGAAUGUGUAAAACAUUUUGUGAUGAUGAUGAAUAUGAUUACGGAUACUGCAUUAAAUGGAGAAAUCAGUGUUGCAUAUAA